Molecule: messenger RNA, 925 nt
Organism: Hirundo rustica (Barn swallow)
Lineage: Eukaryota; Metazoa; Chordata; Aves; Passeriformes; Hirundinidae
Gene: TEX30
Product: testis expressed 30
Exons: 5
Coding region: 231-785 (184 amino acids)
Source: RefSeq, a predicted model, not a curated record
GUGCCUGCAGUCCGUGGGCAUGUGUGCGCUCUUGCAGAACCUGGGAGUGUGUGCGCCCCUGCAGCCCGUGGCAGCUGCCCCUCCCCUCUGAGGAGGCCCUGGAGCUGGGCAAGGGGCGUGGGGUUAAAGUGAAAAUACCUUUUGGGAACAAAUACCUCGAUGCUGUCUUUUCUGUCCCAGAGAAGAAACCAACAUAUGGAGUGAUUCUUACUCAUGGAGCUGGAGGAGACAUGAAUUUCCCUCACUUAGUGUCCUUGGCAGCCUAUCUUGCAUCCCAUGGAGUUCUGUGCCUGCGGUUUACUUGUAAAGGCCUUAAUGUUGCCUACAGGACUAAGGCUUUCAAAGCAGUUCUGGAAUAUUUAAAACUUUCCGAUGAUUAUAAACUUUCUGGUGUUUUCCUUGCAGGCCGUUCCAUGGGCUCACGAGCUGCUGCCUCUGUGAUACGUCAGCUGAGCCAGGAUGAUGAUGAUGAUUUCAUUCAAGGACUCGUGUGUUUAUCUUACCCACUGCAUCGACCAAAACUGCAGUCCAAGCUCCGGGAUGAGGAUUUAUUACUGAUCAGCUGUCCAGUGCUGUUUGUCUCAGGAUCAGCAGAUGAGAUGUGUGAAAAACAAUUGCUAGAAGGUGUGGUGAGCAAAAUGAAAGCCCCUAAAAAAAUCCAUUGGAUUGAUAAAGCAAACCACGGGAUGGCAGUCAAAGGACGAACAAAAAAUGAUGUCAUGGAAGAAAUAAAUGCACAAGUUUUUUCUUGGCUUAGAGAGAAUGUUCAACUGCAGCACAAAUAAUUUACAGUGUUCAAGCAGCAUCUUCAUUUAGUUUUUUCUAAAUGUGGCAAAUGAAUGGCUUGUUAUUUCUAGAGGCAUAUUUUUUAAAACUGAUCUUUUCAGAGGUCUAAGUGCAAAUGCAAAUAAAGCUUUGUAUGAAU